Messenger RNA from Penicillium cataractarum, 912 nucleotides. RefSeq lists its product as uncharacterized. The record is from RefSeq and is a predicted model, not a curated record. The transcript has a single exon. The coding region runs from base 1 to 912 and encodes 303 amino acids. Lineage: Eukaryota; Fungi; Ascomycota; Eurotiomycetes; Eurotiales; Aspergillaceae.
AUGCCUGCAUCAGAGUCCGUUACUUCCUCAACGGAGGAAUUUCAUUUUGAUUUUGACUGGGCGGAGGAUGUCGAAGAUGAGCUCCGACGACAAGAAUCCCACGGUUGGGACCUAUGCCACGAUGCCAAGGGAUACUCAAGUGGUGAAAUUCUAGAAGCUACCGGCAACAGCUUCCAUGACAUUGAUUUUGAGAGAGAUGUUGAGUAUAUCACGGAAGAUGACAUUGUUGACCAUGAUACAAACAUUGUGAGCAUUCCAUUGACGGAGGAAGUAUCCCCCACGCAACGGCUGCGUCGUGGCGUCGUGCAGGAAUUUCGUGGACGUGACUCCGCAGUGUCUCACGACGAAAAAAUUCACCACUUCAACUGGCUCGGAAACCCAGUCUAUCAGCCUAGCUCGACAACCCCUGCCGAGUCCCUUGCUAUCAUUUUCAGUGGCCCCAAAGUCCCAAAAGAGAACGACAAGCUCCGGGUCGCGAGUAUUCUUCGUCGAGCCUAUCAAUACCUUGACCCCGUGGUGGUAAGUUUUGAGAGAAUCAAAAAACGUUUUUUCAAGCAUCGAGGCUUCAGCUUACAAAAUGCAGCAGAGGGCCACGUCUUCAAGUUCUACACUCCUCACGGCCAGUGGAUGGUAGAUUCACACGUCCUCGACUCCGAGUUGAUAUUGAGGGACGCAGGUACCCAGGACGUUUACCUCAGUUCUAAAUUCUCAAUUGGAAAUGGCUUCAAGAGCUCCAGCUUGAUUCCCACUAGGUCGACCUGGUCCUCAACUCAACGUAAGAUUCUUCGAUCUCGGCAGCGCUCGUCGCCCAGGAAGAACAACUGGUCCCCGCCUCCACCAUCUCCCCUUCAACAGAACAGUCUAUUAUUUUAUCCGAAACAGUCACAAAGAAUUCACGCGAAACCUCUUUGA